Molecule: messenger RNA, 1574 nt
Organism: Daktulosphaira vitifoliae (grape phylloxera)
Lineage: Eukaryota; Metazoa; Arthropoda; Insecta; Hemiptera; Phylloxeridae
Exons: 9
Coding region: 326-1300 (324 amino acids)
Source: RefSeq, a predicted model, not a curated record
GUGUUAUAUCCUAUACCGGCUUUGAUGAUGUUUCAACGAGCUUAAUCGGUUGCAGUUUCAUUUUGUCACCCACGUGAUCCGUUCUAUACGUUAAUGUUUGCAAUUCUAUAAUAUCGUUGAAAAUUUAAUUUAUAUAGUUAAGUUAUUUUUAAUAUAUUUAUUAAUUAAAAUAAAUCAUAGUGGUACAACAGUAACAAAUUAAAUUCAUAAGAACCUCGAUCGAUUUUAAUAUCAAGAUUCAAAAAUAAAACUCCACUCUUGUUAUAUUUAACAAAAUUUGAAAUGUGUUAAAUCAAGGUCAUUCCAAGUAAACCUUUGCGCCACUAUGAGGCGAUCAAGCUACAAAAUAAUCUUGAUGACCUCAUUAUUCACAUUAACAAAUACUGCUCAUAUGUACACGCAUAACUGUGGGAAAGAUGAGUAUAAUCGAUGUAUCACUUUAGCAGAUCCAUUAAUUAAAGAUCCACAUUUUAUUUAUCCUGGAAAUUUAAAAGAUAUUGAUAACAUAUGCAGGACAUGGACGUUAUUCGUUGAUUGUACGAAAAAAUACACCGAACAUUGUUUUGAAGAGAGUAAAAGAAAAGCAUUUAAUAAAGCUGUUGAAAAUUCAAUAGAAUUAGUUCAUCAAAUGUGUACUUCUCCACAGUAUCAAACAGAAUAUUUGAAGCAUGCUACAUGUUUAAGAGCAACUCUUUUUGAAGAUUCUCGAUGUGGUAAACAUUAUAGAUCUUUAGCAAGUUAUGUGUCUAACGAUACAAAUGAACCAGGAAUUUGUUGCACUCACCAUAGAUUCAGAGAAUGUGUUCUUGAUCAAACGCGAAGAACGUGCAAUCAAGACGAUGAUUCAUUUACACAACAGUUACUGGACAAAGCUUUUGGAUUUUUCCGAAAUCAAUGUAUUGACUUUGCGCCUACCCAAGAAGAAUGUCCGGGCUAUGAAUAUUAUAGUACAAUGGCCACAAAUAAAUGGCAACAAGAAAAAGGGAAAGUACCUCCAAGUUCUAGUUCUUGGCCCUCAACUAAAAGACAGGAUGAUGUAGCUUGGUCGACAUCGAUGGUAAGCGAAAGAACUAGUCGAGUUUAUACAGAAAGAACCCAAAGUAGUGGAUCCUUUAGUACACCAACUUGGAAGGUACCAGAAUCCACGAAAAAAACUGACACCAGUUACAUGACAAAUGUUAUUGAUGAACCAAACCAACAAGGUCUUGGUUCAGAAAAUGCUGGACUCCGUCUUACAGCACCAAAACUGGGGCUUUUAUUUAUAUGCUUUUUAAUGAUACUACUAUUUAAUAGGAAAUAAUAUACUGCCUAUAAUAUUUAAUUAUGUUACCUAAGCCAGUAUUUCUAUCAUAUAAUUAUGGUUUUUAUAUUGUAUGCUAAAAUACUAAUUCAAUAACUUUUAUAAUUUUAACAGAAAAAAAAUUUGUUUCAUGAAACAGUUAUAUAUGUAUAAUAACAUUAUUUUUUAUGAUACUUAAUUUUUUGUUAUCUUUAUGGUAAGAUAGUAAAUUUCACUGUCAUAAUAAAAUUUAAUUUUAUUUGAUGUUAAAUAUUUAAAAAUUAUAUGUUUGCGU